Cyprinus carpio (common carp) is the source of this 5318-nucleotide messenger RNA. RefSeq names its product centrosomal protein of 152 kDa-like. NCBI's taxonomy places the organism in Eukaryota, Metazoa, Chordata, Actinopteri, Cypriniformes, Cyprinidae. Gene Ontology annotation, cellular component: centrosome. The record is from RefSeq and is a predicted model, not a curated record. Gene Ontology annotation, biological process: centriole replication. The transcript has 28 exons.
UUUUGCCGCUGUUUAGGGCGCCAUGUUUCAAUAGACAGACACUUUGAUCAACAUCUUUGCUGCAGUAUCGACUUUAGUCCGCAUUAAACGAGUUUUAACAUCUGUGACGGACGAACAAACAUUUGCUGACAGUUUAUUACUCGCCCUCGAGGCAUUACAGAUCGAUAUUGUCGCGGUAUGAGUUUGUGUGGCACCGAGACACUAAUGUGUCUCACAGAAACGCUUGGUUUGGGAUUAUUGUGUCACUGUAGGACCGAGGCGACUUUAUAAAAGCUUGAAAGAUCAGCAGGAUGUCCAUUGAUUUUGACAGUGCAGCUUUACAGACCCAGCAGGAGGAAGAGGAGUAUGAUGAGGAAGACUACGCCAGAGAGCGAGAGCUCCACAAGCUCCUGACUGAUCUCCCUGAUGAUAUGCUAGAUGACAGCGCCAACAGCUCCACCUGCAGCCGCCCAGAAGACAACAACAGACCGCAGCAUGCCUGGGAUGUGCCACAAUGGCAGCAUCCGAGACCUUCUUCCCUUGAGGAACCCUAUGAGGAGAGCGACCAAGGCUCUUAUCAUGAGGACUACAGCUAUAGGAGUCACACGUCUCAGACCAACAGUCACCCUCAUCACCUCCAGACCGGGACAGAACAUUUGGCCACCGGCUGGGACCAACAGAACGGACAGAACUACCAGUACCAGAACGGAGACUAUGCACACUCUUCCGCAGGCACGGAUGAGUCCCACGGCACUGACUUCUCCACUGGGGACGGGGCGGGACAGGACGUGUACCCUAAUAAUGCUCUUCAACAUGGGGCAGGUUACCAUGGAGAAGAGGCACAAGCCCUAGGAGAGCAUAACAACACCAGACACCACUUUCAGGUGUUUGAUAAUGGAGGAGCUGGGAACAAACCCGCUGGCCACUACAAGGCCAGUUACCAUCCACAGCAACCUUCAAACCAGCACAAGAUGUUAAAUCCUCAAGUGACCGAUCAGAAUGGCCACUUUGACCAGAUUCAGAGGGACUUCCUGGACUCAACACAGAAUACAGCAGACGGUCAGCAGCUGGCGCAGCUUCAGAUUCUAAACCGAGCUCAAUCCAGACAGAUCGAGGAGCUGGAACAGAAGCUAGAGGACUGCAGGAGGAGGAUGAGAUAUCUGGAGCACCAGUUCACCAUCGUCAAAGAUGAGAAAGACGGUCUGACUGUCUCACUGAAGGAGUCCAGUGCACUAGUGGAGGAGGCGAAAGAGAGAGAAGCGCAGCUGCAGGGGAGAGUCAGAUCUCUGGAGAAACAGAUCCAGUCUGUCACAGACAGAGAGCAAGAGAGCCUAAAGCAGCAGCGUGUGGCUGAGGCGGCGAUGGACAGCAUGAAGCAGCAGAUGAUGGAUCUGUGUCGCUCGGACACUCUGACACGAGCGCGUGAGCAGCACGAUAGAGACGUGGCCGCCAUCCGCGAGCAGUACGAAGCCAAACUGCUGACCCUACAGCAGAAACUAGACGCACAAUCACAGAGUCUGAACGAGCAGGCGGAGGCGGGCCAGCGGCUGCUGGAUCAGGUCCGGCUGCUGGAGCGUCAGAGGGAAGAGGAUCAGGUGGACAGAGCCUCGGUCAUCAACACCCUCUCACAGCGCCUGGAGGAGAGCCAGCAGCAGUGUGCCAAACUGCUCCACACUGGCUCUGUUCAAGAGAUGAGUCAGUUACAGCUGAAGCUCCAGCAGGCCCAGUCUACCCGAGCUAUCAGCCAAGACAUCAGCAAAGCCCUGCAGGAAGAGUUGACUGAACUGAAGGAGCAGAUAAAUCUGUAUGAGUCUGCCUUUAAAAAUGGAGCCCUGGAGUCUAAUGGAGACUGGGAGAAGCAGCUGUCUGAGUCCUACAUGGACCUGGGCAUCAAGAAGUCCAAGUGGAGAAAUGGACGGAUGCACAGCAAACCUCAUAUUGCGGAAGCAGGAGACUCGACCCUGCUGAAGGAGGACGUGGUGCGAGAGCUGAAGAGCGAGCUGCAGCGCUGCCUGAGUCACCUGAAGACCAAGCGUCUGAAGAUCUCUGAGCUGCAGGAGGAGCUGCGGCGCUCUCAGACCAGAGCAGAACAGCUGCAGACGCAGCUAGAGCAGGCUGAGAGAACCAUACGGGACUCUAAGGUGAGGGAGAGCAGCUUGGAGAAACACCUGGAAACAUCCCACAUGACUGCCGCUCCUCACAAAGACCUCGCCAGGCUGCAGGAGGAGCGGCAGGUGCUGCAGGAGAGGGUGGAGGCUCUGGAGAAGAGGAAUCAGGAGCUGAAGCAGAGUGAGGAGAAGGUGAAGGCAGCCAACUCUGAGCUCUGCACCAAGAUGAGGGAGAUGAUCCAGGAGCUGGACCAGGAGAAACAGGAAGCAGCAGAGAGGGAUGAGAGGACUCGGCAGCAGUUCAGAGAUGACGUGGUGAAUGGUGUCCGGACGGAGCUGAUGCAGGAGCACACGGCUCACAUAGAGCAACUCACCCGCCAGCAUCAGCAGCACCUCCAACAGCUCCAGUCAGAGCUGGCUGAUCUCAGACAGGAGGUGUUAGCUGUGCAGGAAUGCUACAUUUCUGUUUGCAAAGAGAAAGACAAGCUGGAGGAAGAACAGAGGAGAUUGAAAGAAAAUGAGUUAAAGAGGCGAGAGGAGAGCGAGGCUGCUCUGGAGAGACUGAGGUCUAAUCUGGAGCGUCAGCAUCAGGAGGACGUGUCUCGGCUCAAAGCCCAGUGGAAGACAGACCCACAGGCUGAGACUGAGCUGCGGGUCAGAGAGCAGCUGGAAACGGCCAGAAAGAGCUGGCAGCAGGAGCAGGAGACGUUGGAGCAGUCCUGGGCUCAGCGGUUACAGGAGGCUGAGGAAGAGGUCAGGAAGGCCAGGCGGUCAGACUCCCGUGAGGGAGCGGCAGGUCAGCUGAUUUCAGUGGAGGAGCUGGAGGACCGGCUCAGCGCUCAGAAGGAGACCCUGCAGCAGGAGGCUGUGACGGCGCAGGCCAGAGCCGUGGAGGAAGCAGUACGAGACGCUCAGAGAGAGAUGCAGCAGAAACACACUGAUGACAUCACACUCCAGGUUGAAGGUGCUCGUUCUCGAUGGCUCCAGGACUUGACCUCCCUCCCAGAAUACAACAGCAGCCUGCAGAGGGAAAAAGAUGAAUGGGAGCGACUUCAACAGCAGCAUGUCCAGGAACAGAUGUCCUCUGCUGUGAAGGCAGUGGAGGAAAGGUGGCAGGACACGCAAAUGCACAAAACCACAGAACUGUAACAUUAUAAACUGAGAAACCUCCAGCUCCAGGAGGAAGUGUUUACCCUCAGCACUCGACUGGAGCACCUGUGCCAGGAGCAGGCUGCCCUCCUGAAAGCAGAGCUGGCUGCAGCCCGAGACGUUUGGUUCAGAGACAAGCAGGAGGAGAUGUCCCGCCUCAGGGCGCAGCUCCAGAGAGAGCAGGAGCAGAAACUACAAGCCGCUCUGGAGCAAACCGACAAACAAAGAGACACAGAGCUACACGAAACUCUCAGAGAAAAGGAGCAGGAGUGGAGGGAUCAACAAGAGAUCAGACUGCGGGAGGAGAUGCUCAGUGAACUAAAGGAGGUGCUGCAGGAGGAAGUGGAGAGCAGGAGGAGUGGAGAAGAACAGAAGAUCAGCAGUGCACCAGCAACCAUUAGAUCCAGAGUCUGGGAGAUCUGCAGAGAGUCACUCAGUCAAGCCAAGCAUGAGUGGAAGAAGACCAGCGCAGACAAGCUGAGACGUGUGCUGAAGGAAACCCAGGAGCGCCAUGAGGCAGAGAUCGGUAAGAGCCGCAUCACGCUUACCUCACACACUGCUGGAUCUUCCCUCCUCACGCUCCCUCUCCCUGCAGCAGGUCUGACAGCUCAGAGGAAGCAGAGUGAAUGCACUGAGUCUCUGGCCAAGCUCCAGAAGAAGAAUCAAGAGCUCCAGAGACAUCUAGAGAAGGCCUGCCGGCAGCUCCAGAGGAGCGUACGAGAGCACAAAAACACCCUGCAGAGGAUGAAAGAUGAGCACGAGGCAGCCCUGCAGAAGGAGCAGCAGGCUCAUCUCAGAGCCCUUGAGGAACUGAAACAGACCUCAAAUCCAGACGCACUUUCAAGCGGUUCAGUCAGCCAACAGAAUCUUCAAGCAGGUCUCGAGGAAAUGAAGGAGCGAUACAUGAAAGCAGUGGAGAAAAUCAGAGGCGACAUGCUGCGCUACCUGCAGGAGAGUAAGGAGCGGGCGGCAGAGCUGAUCAGGACUGAGGUCCUGAGGGAAAGACAGGACACGGCCAGACGCAUGCGCAGGUACUACCUCACCUGCCUGCAGGAGCUGCUGGAGGACAGAGGCCAGGCCGCAGGAGCGGAGAAGAAAAUCAUAAAUGCUGCUAGCAAACUGGCCGCCAUGGCCAAAGUCCUGGAGACCCCGGUGGCCAAACGCAAGCUUUCCAGAACCCAGAACUCUCAAGACAUCGAAGCCAGUGGUUCUCCUGCUAAAGUGCUGGGUGCCGAAGCCCUCAAGAAUGGUGCGAACCAACGGAUCUACAAUCUAACGGACACUAACUACACAUCCAUGGCGGCUAAACAGAAAGGUGUCAAAUCUAAAACCAUCGAACCGGAUUCCCUCGAGCCUGCAGUGGUUUGUGGAUCCAAAGACACUUUUACGGUUGGUCAGGUAACUCAGAAGCACACACACUUUGCACACGAUGGUGUUUUUAACAGCGUCAAUGUCACACUGAGAAAGCACAGCAGGGAAAUGUUCAUGGAGGGUUUUGGAGAGCCAUCAUCCGUCCACCCCUUCCUGAUCGAAGAAGCUCCCGUUCGUGACAACGGACCGAGCGACUGGAGUUUAACCAGUAACCGCUCUAACUUCAACAACACCAUUCACCUGCCCUCGUCCUAUCCAGAGCCUGGGAAGCCGUUCUCUGUUAACGGCGGCUUGGACUUUGGAAGCUCCGUCGGUGAUAACUCUGAUGUUACGAUAUACAAGGAGAUGGUCAAGCCUCCGUCUUACGCUAAACCCGAUGUGUGUGUGGACAGGAGAACAAAUCAACACAGAGAGCCAGUCCCUGGAUCUGAGGGACAUGGGGUCCGGAGAAAGUGUCCAAAGAGCUUAUUUUCGGAGUUGAAAGUGCGUCAGCAGGACAGUGGGUUCGACAGCCCAUUGGCACUGCUUCAGAAAUGAAGUUUGGAUUUGUUUGUGCCAGAACAAACUGUAUUUUUGUACCUAAAAACAGCUUGUGCAAUGUUUCUAUGUUGAACCAAAUGCGUUUUGUACUCGUUUUAGCAAUCGUACUGUCUGUGCCUGAAUUUGUUAUAUUUUAACUUAAUAAAGCAAGCUAGUUUUACAUUAAUUAAA